Messenger RNA from Pogoniulus pusillus (Red-fronted tinkerbird), 3986 nucleotides. It is a transcript of the gene BBS9, whose product is annotated as Bardet-Biedl syndrome 9. Gene Ontology annotation, biological process: cilium assembly. NCBI's taxonomy places the organism in Eukaryota, Metazoa, Chordata, Aves, Piciformes, Lybiidae. Gene Ontology annotation, cellular component: membrane; BBSome. The coding region runs from base 540 to 3311 and encodes 923 amino acids. The transcript is spliced from 24 exons. The record is from RefSeq and is a predicted model, not a curated record.
AGCGCGCCCGGCGGAGCGGCCCUGCCUGCGCGGCCUGCCGCGCCCCUGAGUGCGGGGAGAAGGGAAAGCGCUAGCGCGGAAGCUAGCUCCGCGCCCCAGGAAACGCAAAGCGAUGCCUCGGUGCCUGCCUGCCCCCCCCUCCCCUCCUCUCGCCAGCGCAAGAAGUGCGCCGGCCCAGCGGCCCUGCGCCGCCUCCCAGACUACAUCUCCCAGCGGGGCGGGAAGCGCGGGCGGCCCUGUGGCCGCGGCCGGGCGGGGCCAGCCGGGGCCGAGCCUCACCGCGCCGGGAGGAGGACGCUGGCGAUGGCGGCGGCGGCGGCGGCGGGCAGGGGGCUGUAGCUUCAUCUGUGCCUUCUCCCGCCAGCACGGGAGGGAGGCUGCCGCCCCGGAGCAGCUCGGCCCGCGCCGCCCCCGGGAGGUGCCGUCUGCCGUCCAGGGAAGCCCCCGCCGGUCUCUGUCCCUUCUCUCGGUCCGGUAGUGGCUGUGGAUGUGUCCGAGCGCGACUCUUCAGUUGCAGGGCUCGGGUGAAGUGAAGAAGAAUGUCGUUGUUUAAAGCUAGAGACUGGUGGUCCACUGUGCUUGGAGAAAAGGAGGAGUUUGACCAGGGCUGCCUGUGCGUUGCUGAUGUCGAUAACAGUGGCAGCGGGCAAGAUAAAAUUAUUGUGGGCAGUUACAUGGGAUAUCUCCGAAUCUUCAAUCCACAUCCUGUGAAACCUGGAGAUGAAGCCCAAAUUGAGGACUUGCUCUUGGAAGUGCAGUUAAAAGAACCAAUAUUGCAGGUGGAAGUGGGAAAAUUUGUCUCUGGUACUGAAGGACUUCAUCUGGCUGUGUUGCACUGCCGAAAACUCUGUGUAUAUGCUGUUUCAGGAACUCUGGGAAAUGUGGAACAUGGGAACCAGUAUCAGAUUAAAUUGAUGUAUGAACACAAUCUCCAGCGAACUGCCUGUAAUAUGACUUAUGGUCCAUUUGGUGGUGUGAAAGGUCGAGAUUUGAUCUGCAUACAGUCCAUGGAUGGGAUGCUGAUGCUGUUUGAACAGGAGAGCUAUGCUUUUGGCCGCUUCUUACCUGGCUUUCUGCUGCCUGGUCCCUUGGCUUACAGCUCGCGGACAGAUUCCUUCAUUACAGUGUCCUCCUGUCAGCAGGUUGAGAGUUACAAAUACCAAGUGCUGGCCUUUGCGACGGACGCUGAUGAAAGACAGGAACCAGAACAGCAAAAACUUAGUUCUGGGAAAAGGCUUGUGGUGGACUGGGUUUUAAACAUCGGAGAGCAAGCCCUGGAUGUUUGUGUUGUCUCCUUUGAUCAGGCAGUUUCCUCUGUUUUUGUCCUUGGUGAGAGAAACUUCUUUUGCCUGAAGGAUAAUGGGCAAAUUCGAUUCAUGAAGAAGCUGGAUUACAGUCCCAGUUGCUUUGUUCCUUAUUGUUCAGUGAAAGAAGGAACAAUAAACACUCUGAUUGGAAACCACAGCAAGAUCCUGAAUGUUUACCAGGACGUCACACUAAAAUGGGCCACUCAACUUCCCCACAUUCCUGUAGCAGUGAAAGUAGCGAAUUUACAGGACCUGAAGGGUGUUAUAGUCACUCUGAGUGAUGCUGGGCAUCUUCAGUGUUCCUACCUUGGAACUGAUCCCUCAAUCUUCCAGGCUCCUAAGGUUGAGUCUAGGGAAAUAAACUAUGAAGAAUACGAUGCUGAAAUGAAAGAGCUUCAGAAAAUCAUCAGGGAAGCCACAACAACUCAAGCUGGUUUGCCCCAGUCUGAGAAACACAAAGAUCUAACUGUCACAGCAGAAGUUUCACCUGAUUUGGAUGCAGAAUCACAAGCCAUUGACAGUGAGGUGAAAGCAGAGGCAGUGCCAUCAGUCACAGUAAAGAUAACACUGCAGAGCAGAGUGACUGUGCAGAAGCCAAACCUGACAGUAAGCGUGCAAGCUCCGUUAGCAGUGACCUGUGACCAGUUCAUCUUUGAUGACUUAGAACAAGAUUCAUCUGAAACCGUGGUGGUGUCUGUCUUUUUGAAGGGGAACUGUUCUCCAUCAGAGCUAGAAGGAAAUUGUCUGGUUUCGUAUAACAUAGCCACAGAGCUCAACCCUGAAGGAAUACCAAGAGUUGCACAGUGUAACUUCAGGCUGCCUUUACGCUUGGUUUGCUCUCCAGCUCAGCCUUCCAAGGCAGCACACCACAAGCUGACCAUUGAGACCAAUAAACCUCCCAUCACUUUUCUCACCAUUUUCCCAGACUUUGUUGAUCCAUCUGAUGAUGACCAGGCAAACGUUCUGGGAUUUCAGUUUUUAACUGGCUCAAAAACCACUCUUCUGGCUUCUAAAACAUCGCAGCGCUACAGAAUCCAGAGUGAUCACUUAGAGGACCUUUGGCUGAUAACAAAAGAGCUCACACUUCGACUGGAAGAGCAUUUCAAGAAGCAAAACUGCAAGGAUUUUGCAUGCUCCUUCUCUGGAUCAAUUCCCCUGCAAGAGUAUUUUGAACUAAUUGAUCAGCAUUUCGAGCUGCGGCUGAACGCGGAGAGGUUUCAGGAGCUGCUGUCUGAAAGGGCUGUGCAGUUCCGAGCCAUCGAGCGCCGACUGCUGACGCGGUUCAAAGACAGAACUCCUGCUCCUCUCCAACACCUGGAUACCCUGCUGGAGGGGACAUUCAGAGAGGUAAUAGCUCUAGCAGAUGCAGCAGAAGCAAACCAAGCCAGCAUGUUCCAGGCAUUCACAAAGUUGCAAAGUGCCACCCAUCUGGUGCUUAUGCUGCUCAGUCUGUGGCAGAAGCUCAGCGCAGAUCAAGUCGCUAUUCUGGAAGCUACCUUUCUGCCCUUAGCAGAAGAGACACAAGAACUGGGCUGGGAAGAAACUGUGGAUGCUGCCAUUUCUUACUUGUUAAGAACUUGCUUGUCCAAGAGCUCUAAGGAACAGGCCCUGACUGUCAGCAGCCAGUUGAGCAUGCCCAAAGAUACGAGCAGACUGAAGAAAAACAUCACCCUCUUCUGUGACAGACUGGCCAAAGGUGGUCGCCUUUCCUUGGGUACAGACUCAGCCACUCAGCAAGCUGCUGUCCUGCUAGGUGGCUGCGCUACGAUCCCCGAGUCCGAGUUGGAGGAGGGAGCAGUUGUACCUGGCUCUGCAGCACAGCUUCCCACUCACAGGAAGAUGGCAAAGCAGAAAUCCAAGCCAGGCUCGGUAAGCCUUAACGACCCUCCGACGGCCUCUGCAAGACAGCGAGGGGACAAGCGUCUGGACCGUCCUUUGAGCCAGCCUAACUCACCUGCUUGUCUGAAGAGGCAGGAGUGGAAGCUGAAAAGCCAUGAAAGCUGAAGACAGCCCUCAGAAGGAAUUUAUCUGCUGCAGUGCUAAUCUGUUGUACUCUGUACUGAUUGCAGCUUCCAGGAGGAGAGGACUGUGCUAAUUUACACCAAAAAAAUAGGAGUUCCGCUCUCAUCAUUUUGGUUGGGUCUCCAACUGCUGGAAUCCUUUCUGUGAGCAAAGUUUAAGCCCUUGCCCAAGUGUGGUAAGGGCAUUGUGCUAUGCUUUGCAAUAUAUCAGCCUGUUCUAAGGAUUCAGUUGAUUGAUCAAAGACUGUUUACACAUAGUUAAAAGCAACCUUUGUUUCAGGAUAUGUUUUAUCUUAAAGAAAAAAAUACCAGCAAGAGAGAUUCUGAACUGUACCUCCCUUUGAGAUUAUAUUAACAUUUGUUAUAUCACAGUUUUGACAACAGAUAACUAUCUUGUUUCCUCCUGUACUAACAUUCAUGAGUCCAGACAGCUGAAUUCACCACCAGAAGACAAGCUGGUAAUCCAUCAAACCUUUUUUUUCCCCUCCUCCCUCCCCCUUCCCUUUCCCUCCUUUCUCAUUGCUUAUACAGACUCCUGCUCUCUAGAGAUAUCAAGUAAAAUAUGGUUUCUGGAUCUAAAGGGCAAACCCUUUUGCCAUUAACUAUGUCACUAUGAAUGUGAAUAAAGUUUAAGGUGUGGGUAUGUUGAGCACAGCAA